UGAGGCUUCAGACAGAAUCGAUUUCAUGACACUGGCCUCCAAGGAGUUUGUCCUACAAAACAAGAAGCAAUCGUCCCCAAAGAACAGCUGUGAGAUAGAGUGAGCCCCUCUAGCAAUAGAGAAAAUGAUUUUCUAAACACCCUAGGUGCAUGCAAAUGGCAGAGGCAAGCUCAAAGUACAAAUGCGCAUACCAGACGUUCUUUCUUCUUCCAAAAUCAGCUUGGUAAACGGGUUACCCACGCAGAAUCUGCACUGCCACUUGCGAGGUUAGCUCGCCGUUCCCCAUCUCUGUCACCCAAAGCCACACACUAAUGCAUGUUAAGUUUCAGUAAGAAACUUUAUGCCCUUUGCCAUGGAACAUCCCUCCCCGUGCUGCGACCUCUCUCUUCACUUUCCUCGGCUCCUCUCCCAUCCACACGGAUGCAAACAACUAUGCCCCACUCGGUUGACAUCAUUUAUCGAGUAUCCUCCUCGAUCAAAAAGCCCAAUUGGGAGGACGACAAUGGCUUGAAAUCACUGGUUUCUUACAUGAACCCAGAUUCCGCUUCCAAAGUUUUGGCGCUUCAGAGCAAAGAUGUUCGCCUAGGCCUUCGGUUCUUCAAGUGGGUGUGUAGGCACUCCACGUAUUGUUAUGAAUUCGAUGGCAAAAUAGAGAUGUUAAAUUCCUUGGUAACUAGUAAUUCAAUUCAAAUUGCGCAUAGAGUCCUGAUUUUGUUAAUUACGGAAUGCUGUGUAUCUGAAACUGAGACCUUGAAGUUAAUGCGCACACUUGAAAGCAUGACAAAGGCAGGAUUUAGGCUUAACUAUUCUUGUUAUAGUGUGCUUUUGAUGCGUUUAGCGAAGCUAAACAUGGGUGUACCUGCGUUUCAACUGUAUGAGAGAAUGGUGGGAGAUGGGUUUGUUCUUGCGCUUAUUGAUUACACUGCUGUAGUAAAUGCUCUGUGUAAAAUUGGGUUCAUAAAAUCUGCUGAAAUGUUCUGUUCUAGGGUUUUGAAACUUGGAUUUAUGUUAAAUGUUCAUAUCUGUACAUCUUUGGUCUUGGGUUAUUGCAAGGUAGGUGAUGUUGUUGACGCAUGCAAAGUGUUUGAGACAAUGUCGAAAGAAGACGGUUGUAAGGCUAACAGUGUUACAUAUUCAGUAUUAAUUCAUGGUCUAUGUGCAGUUGGUAGGAUAGAGGAUGCCUUUCAACUAAAGGAGCUGAUGAAUGAGAAGGGUUGUGAACCUAGCACGCGCACAUAUACUGUACUCAUGAAAGCUAUUUGUGAUAGGGGAUUGACUAGUAAGGCAUUCUGUUUGCUUGAUGAGAUGAUAAAGAAAGGUUGCAAGCCAAAUGUUCACACAUACACAGUGUUGAUAGAUAGAUUAUGUGAUGAGGGAAAGAUUGAGGGGGCCAAUGGUUUGUUCAGAACGAUGAUGAAGGAUGGGUUGUUUCCUAGUAUAGUAACUUACAACACAUUAAUUAACGGUUAUUGUAAAGAGGGAAGGGUGGUGUCUGCCUUUGAGCUACUUGGUGUGAUGGAAAGAGGGAAAUGCAGACCAAAUAUUCGUACAUAUAAUGAGCUAAUAGAAGGAUUAUGUAAAGUAAACAGACCUUAUAAAGCAAUGGAACUAUUGGAGAAGAUAAUCAGUAAUGGACUGUGGCCUAAUGAGGUAACCUACAAUAUAUUGAUGGAUGGCUUCUGCAAGGCAAGCCAGCUGUCUGCAGCUUUCAGGAUUCUACAAUCAAUGAAGCUUGCAGGCAUUGAACCUGAUGGUUUUACUUAUACUAUGUUGAUUGAUGAGUUAUGCAAAGAUGGAAAACUGGAGCAAGCAUCUGGUUUCUUUGGUUUGAUGCUCAAGAAGGGAAUAGCACCUGAUGAAGUAACACUAACUGCUCUUAUUAAUGGUUAUUGUAGGGCUGGUAAAAUUAGAGAUAGCUUUAUAAUUUUUGACAGAAUGAUAAGCAGCAGGUUUUUGACAAGUCCACAUGCCUUCAACUCAUUUCUUGAUGCUCUCAUCAAACAAGUUAAGUUGGCUGAAGGUAAUUCUAUUUUUGCAAAAAUGCUAAAGUAUGGUUUUAUACCCUCUGUAGUGACUUACACAAUAUUAGUGAGUGCACUCUGCCGAGCAGGUAAUAUUAGCUCUUCUUUGAAAAUCAUAGAUGUUAUGAAGCAGGAUGGAUGUCAACCGAAUGUAUACACUUAUACUGCAGUGAUAUAUGGUCUCUGUCAUAGUGGUAGAAUUGAAGAGGCAGAGGACUUCUUGUUUAAAAUGCCUGAUUUUGGUGUGUUCCCAAAUGAUAUCACGUAUAGUAUCUUGGUUAAGUCACAUGUGAAAGGUGGCAGUUUGGAGCGUGCUCUUGCUAUUGUAAGCACCAUGGUCCAGAACGGGUGUGAGCCUAAUACUCGCAUAUAUUUUGCACUACUUUCACAAAUUGUUUCCUCAAGUAUGAGUGGGUUGGAUUUAAAAUUGCCUUCUAAUGAAUUAGACUCUGAUUCUUGGAUUACCACAAAAGGUGGUGUUCAUUUCUUCGCAGACUCUGUUUUUAGACAGAUGGAUGCCUCCCAUGUUGCCCAUCUUCGAGAUAAGAUCAAGCAAUGUGGGGGCAAUACAUUGGGUGUGUACAACUUCUUAAUUUUAGGGCUAUGUAAAGUUGGAAGAAUAGCUGAAGCAGAGGAUCUUGUACAAGAGAUAGUGAAGAGUGGUUAUACUCUUGACAAAGCCAUAAGUUCAUGUAUCAUGGAGUACUUUUGCAGAUAUCAAACUUAUGAUUAUUGCCUUCAUUGGGUAAAAUUGAUGAUUAACAAUGGUUGGAUUCCAUCCUUUGCAUCAUGUAGUUCUGUAAUUCUUGGUCUUAGAAAUGAUGGGAAAUUUAAAGAAGCUAAAUGGCUGGUCUCUAACCUUUUAAGGGAUAUUAUUGAUGAUGAAACUGCAAUCUCUUCACACAUUGAAUUUUUGUUAAAGGGGGAUGAACCAUUCAAGUGCUUUGAUCUUUUAAAUUUGAUUCACAAAAUUCAUCUCUCAGAGAGGCCAAUCAUCUAGUUUGUCCAUUCGAGGCUGUUGCAUUAUUGAUCACAAUAUUUAGUUUCCUCUCUCUAUGGAUCCUCGUGGUUUCUCUAUGUCAACCGGAAACUUAGUCUCGUGGAAGAGCAACAAGCAGAGUGUGAUUGGAAGGUCCAGUUUGAAAUCCGAAUAUCAUGCGAUGACCCAAACAACUUGUGAAUUGAACUUGUUACUAUCAAAUGCAAGUACUUAAAUUUAGGUUGCAGUCAAGGGAAAUUUUGUAUUACUGAGAAGUCUGCAUAAGUAAGACUAAAGUCCCUUUGUAAAACUAAGUCAUCCUAAUAUCAAGUUGAAGGAGGCUGUCAGGGAGAAGGAUGAGCGGCAACAUUAUAGUUAAACUAAGUCAUCCUAAUGAGUAUUCUUUUGUUGUCUUCUUCUUCUUCUAUUUUCAUCAGGAUUUAUAACCCAGUAUUAUAU
This is a messenger RNA of Ipomoea triloba (trilobed morning glory), 3459 nucleotides long. RefSeq names its product pentatricopeptide repeat-containing protein At3g07290, mitochondrial. Gene Ontology annotation, molecular function: protein binding. The record is from RefSeq and is a predicted model, not a curated record. The transcript has 4 exons. The coding region runs from base 316 to 3021 and encodes 901 amino acids. Lineage: Eukaryota; Viridiplantae; Streptophyta; Magnoliopsida; Solanales; Convolvulaceae.